AACGCCGAGACCGAGACCGAGCCCGAGCCUAACGAAUGAGAGGAUAAAAGGAUAAAAGGAGAAUACGAUAUAUUAUGCACUUGCAUAACAAGGUCUCGACAGCACAUAAGGGUUUCAAAUGCAUGAAAUACGGAGGUCCGUACCGUACCGUUGUUCUUGAAUCUUAACUUAAUAACGACGCCACAUUAAUAACCUUUUUGGACAAACCUUGGAAUGAUCCGAUGGUCUUGUUUCCCUUUUGGGCUGGCCGAUAAUUCUGACGACCUCGGGACAUACCUACUGUAUAGCAUUGAUUACUAAUCAUGAUCGCGAUUACUCAUCAUGUUUUCCUAUUUUGUACCGCAUCGUGAUUUACUUUCUGUUAAGCUUCAUUGUUGAAUGUUCAAUAUCCAUCCCCUUAUUGCAGCAAGGAAGGCUUGAAACCUUGGCGUAUGGUUAUAGUCUCAACAGAAGUCUAAUCUGAGCUCACGAGUCACAUUUGAGAUGAUUAACUUCGCCGUUCCUCUUGUGGAAAGUUCUGGCUUGAACAUGGGUUAAAUGACAUGACAUAUCCAUCAUGGGAAGGGAUUUCUGACAAUUUAGGUCUGACUUUGGUAUGAUUGGAGAUAUGAGAUGUGGAGUUGAGAAGCCAUGAUUAUCGCAGAUGCGGGGUUGAGACAUACCUCUAUAUACCUAGUAGGUAUUCAACAGAAUUCUGUUGACACAAAACCAGCCAGAGCGAAUAUACUCAACUCUUUCACUCGUUGUAUCCCUCCUAUCUUUACUCGCAAAACAUCACCCCAUCAUGUCUGAAACUACACCAGAACUCAAAACCUACAAUGGAAACUGCCAUUGUGGUGCAUUCAAAUUCACAAUCAAGAUGCCUGAAAUAACUGCUGCUACUCAAUGCAACUGCAGCAUCUGUUUCAAAAAAGGAUAUCGAUGGGUAUUUCCUGGUGAGGGUUGCUUCGAGAUUAUCAAGGGAGAAGGAACUUUGAAAGAGUAUCAUUUUGGACAACGUACAAUGGCUCAUAGGUUUUGUCCAACGUGCGGAUCAAAUGUACAAGGAUUCCGCUACAACACUCCAGCGGGAAGAGAUAUUGGUAUCAAUGUCAAUUGUCUCCAAGAUAUGGACCAAUGGUCACUGGAAAUUAAUAAAUAUGAUGGUCUUGAUCGUGAACCACAGUAUGUGGCAGUUAAAUACACUGGUGAAUUACCAUCAGCCAAGUUCGAAACCGAAAAGCUUUAUACUGGUGGUUGUCAUUGUGGUGCAAUAACUAUCGCAUUCAAGACUCAAGCUCCAUUACCUAAGCGUCACGAACAUAUACAGGAGUGUAACUGUAGCAUCUGUUGUCGACUCGGCAUCACUGUCUGUUAUCCCAGGCGAGACCAAGUAUCUGUUUCGGGCAUCUCGAACAUGACCGAAUACUCAUUUGGUCAGGGUUAUAACAUAUUUCGGUUCUGCUCAACUUGCGGUGUUACUGUCGAUAUUGAAAAAGACAUGGCUGCAGUGUCUAGAUCUCCUAAAACUUGGGAAUUGUUGACACCAGCACAACGGGAAAGAUGGCCAACUAUUCAUUCAAUUAACUUGAGAUGCUUUGAGGGAGUUGAGUGGGAUGAUAUCAAUAUCUAUAAGGCGAACACUAAAGCGAUAGAUCCGCAAUAUGUUGUUCCGGAAUAA
Messenger RNA from Botrytis sinoallii, 1660 nucleotides. RefSeq lists its product as uncharacterized. Bases 785 to 1660 code for a protein of 291 amino acids. Gene Ontology annotation, molecular function: carbon-sulfur lyase activity. The record is from RefSeq and is a predicted model, not a curated record. Lineage: Eukaryota; Fungi; Ascomycota; Leotiomycetes; Helotiales; Sclerotiniaceae. The transcript is spliced from 5 exons.